Messenger RNA from Vitis riparia (riverbank grape), 593 nucleotides. RefSeq lists its product as uncharacterized. The record is from RefSeq and is a predicted model, not a curated record. Lineage: Eukaryota; Viridiplantae; Streptophyta; Magnoliopsida; Vitales; Vitaceae. Bases 1 to 384 code for a protein of 127 amino acids. The transcript is spliced from 2 exons.
AUGUCUUACAUAUUAAUCGGCGGGAUCAUGAAAAUAAGAGGGAAUGAGAAGGGAAAAGGGGGGAAAAUUUUAUCGGGCUAUUAUGUCUUCACCGAGCAUCUCCUCCCUCUCCUUCACCUCCCUGGCCUUCAGCUCCGCCUUGGACCGCUCCAGCUCCACCACCAUGGCCCUCAGGCAGGCGAUUUCCUCAACGGCAUGGCAACUUGGGUCAGCACCAACGUGGCAUCAGCCUUCUUCGCGUCUCUGGAGCGUUGCUCCUGCAUCAAUCUGUCCACGACCGACAUGGACGACGACGACAAUGGGGAGGAGGCCAAGGACCGACCUUUGAUGCUCACCAGUGAGUCCCCAAAAAGCGACGUCGUCAAUAGUAGUUGUCGAUCCUGACGUCUCCGAACAACUCCAUCUCAUGCUUCACCUUUUUUGUCGCUAGCACCAGAGGGGGAGCCGGCGAAUAGGAUGACUCCAUCGUGGCCGCCAUUGACGAUGACUAUGACUAUGACGAUGACAAUGGUGAUGGAUUUUCGCCGCCUUUGGAAUUUGGAGCUUAGCGAUGAAAAUGAUUUUAGGGUUAUUUGACUAAAAGGGAUAUCAAA